GCAGCUCCUGGGCGCCUUGCGCGGGCUGUCCCCGCAGAGCCGUGCCAGCGCUGAGGGCUGUGGGCCGGGGGCCUCUGGACAUCAUGAGCGUGGGCUUCAUUGGGGCCGGCCAGUUGGCCUUUGCCCUGGCCAAGGGCUUCACAGCAGCAGGUGUCCUGGCCGCCCACAAGAUAAUGGCCAGCUCCCCAGACAUGGAACUGGCCACGGUGUCUGCUCUCAGGAAGCUGGGGGUAAACCUGACACCCCACAACAAGGAGACGGUGCAGCACAGUGAUGUGCUGUUCCUGGCAGUGAAGCCACACAUCAUUCCCUUCAUCCUGGACGAGAUUGGUGCCGACAUUGAGGACAGACACAUUGUGGUGUCCUGCGCGGCUGGGGUCACCAUCAGCUCCAUUGAGAAGAAGCUGCGGGUGUUCCAGCCAGCCCCCAAGGUCAUCCGCUGCAUGACCAACACCCCAGUUGUGGUGCGAGAGGGGGCCACUGUGUAUGCCACGGGCACACACGCCCAGGUGGAGGACGGCCAGCUCCUCGAGCAGCUCCUGGGCAGCGUGGGCUUCUGCACGGAGGUGGAGGAAGACCUGAUCGACGCCGUCACGGGGCUCAGUGGCAGUGGCCCUGCCUACGCGUUCACAGCUCUGGAUGCCCUGGCCGAUGGGGGCGUGAAGAUGGGGCUUCCAAGGCGCCUGGCAGUCCGCCUCGGGGCUCAGGCCCUACUGGGGGCUGCCAAGAUGUUACUGGCCUCAGAGCAGCACCCGGGCCAGCUCAAGGACAACGUCUGCUCUCCCGGCGGGGCCACCAUCCACGCCCUGCACGUGCUGGAGAGUGGGGGCUUCCGCUCCCUGCUCAUCAACGCUGUGGAGGCCUCCUGCAUCCGGACACGGGAGCUGCAGUCCAUGGCUGACCGGGAGAAGGUCUCGCCAGCCGCCAUCAAGAAGACUAUCCUGGACAAGGUGAAGCUGGACUCCCCUGCGGAGGCCUCUUUGUCCCCUUCUGGACACACCAAGCUGUUCCCCCGCAGCCUGGCCCCGGCAGGCAAGAAGGACUGAUGUGUCCGGUCUGCCCACCAUGCUGCCUCCACUUUCUGUGCUCUCCUCACUCAAAGCUCCUGUGCUGGGGGUCUCCAGCUAGGCCUUGCAGAGCGUCCCCACAGUGGCCAGCCACCCGUGGCCCUGAUCAGCUCAGGGGUCAGCUGGGGUCUGAGCCAGCGGCCUGGCUCAUUUGCCAGUGGAAAUCUCCACGUCUCCAAGUGCUUCCCACCCAGGACAGAGAACAGAGGUGGAUCCUCUGACCUCAGCCUCCCUUUGCCUCUGCGCCCAAACCAAGUCAGGACCCCCUUCCUCUGGGAGCUCAGGAGGCCUGGAGGGUCUUCACCCAUUCCUACCUCCAGUGUCAGCUGGUUCAGGCCUGGUUCUUUCCCGUCUCCUGCUGCCUUCCCUGCCGCCACUCACGGGGAGUUGCCUGUCCUUGCGCGGGGCCCAGAGGGUCCCAGGCAUGAGGGACCACAGCUCCUCUUGGCCAGCUGCCAGGCACCCGUGUUCCCAUUGGACAUUUGAGAAAAGGGCUCCUCAGAUAACUCAUGAACUUCCUGCUGCCACCAGCACUCAAGCCACCAUCCCCUGUUCCUGGCCCAACUGGCGGGAUGCUGUCACUCCAGCCCUCUACAUUAUAUAAAUUGGU
Molecule: messenger RNA, 1677 nt
Organism: Propithecus coquereli (Coquerel's sifaka)
Lineage: Eukaryota; Metazoa; Chordata; Mammalia; Primates; Indriidae
Gene: PYCR1
Product: pyrroline-5-carboxylate reductase 1
Exons: 8
Coding region: 84-1046 (320 amino acids)
Biological process (GO): L-proline biosynthetic process
Molecular function (GO): pyrroline-5-carboxylate reductase activity
Source: RefSeq, a predicted model, not a curated record